Xenia sp. Carnegie-2017 is the source of this 1002-nucleotide messenger RNA. RefSeq names its product protein NipSnap homolog 3A-like. The record is from RefSeq and is a predicted model, not a curated record. NCBI's taxonomy places the organism in Eukaryota, Metazoa, Cnidaria, Anthozoa, Malacalcyonacea, Xeniidae. The coding region runs from base 35 to 802 and encodes 255 amino acids. The transcript is spliced from 6 exons. Gene Ontology annotation, cellular component: mitochondrion.
CCACACUAUCACUGGGCAACUGGUCGUUGGUCAAAUGCUGCAGGUGAAAAAUAUGGCGCUUAAAAAUGAUAUGAAUUUUCUUGUUAAAUUAAUGAAAUAUAGUACAGUAUGUCGGAAUUUUGAUGUGAAGAGAAGAUUUUGUAAUUCAUCAUUUAUUUCUCCGAGAUUUUACGAAUAUAGAACAUACAGCAUAAAACAAAAACGAUUUAAUGAGUUUAUGCAACUUACAAAUGAGUGUAUUCACUUGAGAACUGCUCACUCAAAACUAAUGGGCUACUGGGUUACUGAAUAUGGUGCUUUGAAUGAAGUUUCCCAUUUAUGGCAAUAUGACAAUCAUGGACAUCGAACAGCAGUACGAUCUACUCUUGCAAAUGAUCAGGAGUGGAUUUCAAAUUAUCUAUCUAAAGUGCUGCCAAUGUUGACCAAACAGGAGAAUGUAAUAUUGUAUCCAUUUCCAUGGUACAAGAUUAUUGAAAAAACACUUCUGGAACAAGGCGUCUAUGAGAUGUGCCUAUAUACUGUGCUUCCAGGGAAAUUAGAGCAAUUUUCUCAUCGCUUUAGACAAGGUGUUGAGGAUCGCAAUAAAUAUUCUCAAUUAAUUGGAAUCUGGUUUAGUGAUUUUGGUGAAUUAAAUCAAGUCUAUCAUCUUUGGCAUUAUCGUACUCCAGAUGAACGUAUUGAGGUCAUAGAUAAGGUUGAAAAGGAUGAAAUGUGGAGAGAAACUAUGCGUGACUGCAAACUACUGUUGUCAAACAUGAGCUCAAAACUACUAGUUCCAACAAAGUUUUCUCCAUGGAAGUAAUUGCAAAAGUGAGGUAGAUCAUAGAUCAAUUAUAUUUUGUUAGGGUUUUAUAGAGGAAAGCUUAAUAUCUUAUUAAACAUGUGCAUGAAGUAGUGGUUCUUCAGAAAAUUGUACUCAAAUAGCUAUAAAUUCAACUAAAUUUUUGUUUUUACUUCAUUUAUCAAAACUAAAUUGUCAUCUUUCACGAAGAUUGACAUUUA